AUGUUAUCUGGCGACACUGAGCCGGAAAAUAUGGAUGGUUCCAUGAAUUCCGAGACCGAUCUUCGGCAAAAUCAAUCUCCAAAGCAUGAAGGAAGUGAAAGAGCUGAAGAAAAGCAUUUAAAUUUAAAUUCUUCUUCGUCUGGGGAGUUUGACAGCGGCAGCGGUGGUUUAUGGAGCUUUGGUGAUCUGGUGAAGAAUUUAACAACCAGAUCGGAAUCAGUACUUGAGACAUACCGUCGCGAUCUGAAGGAAUUCGGUUCAGGAUUGAGGAAAGAAUCCGAUUUGUUCCGUGAAGUCGCGAGUCGAGCAGUGAAGGAGCUACCAUCUUCGAUCGAGGUCGGCACAUCGGCGAUCGAUGGAGUGUUGAAGUCGACUGCGGAUAUCAUCUCACAAGGUAAGGACGCUCUUCUUGAACCUUCCGAUGUUGAUGACUCUGAUGUCUCGGAAGCAGGACAGAAUUACAGUGAUCGUAGUGGUUUAAAUUCGAAAGUGUACAGUCGUUUCGAUUCUCAACUUAAUGCGAUUCAAAGUGAUGCUCGAACUUAUUGCAACGAUCCUGAGGAUUUAGAUGAUUAUAAUAAGUGGAAGCUAGGGUUUGUGUUGAGUGACAGGGAAAGCGAGAUUGAGAAACUGAUUGGAGAUAAUGGAUCUGUAGAAGCAAUUUACAGGAAAGUUGUUCCGAAUGAGGUUGAUGAUGGAAGCUUUUGGUGUAGGUAUUUCUAUAGAGUUCAAAAGCUUAAACAGCAGGAGGACGUGAGAGCAAAUCUGGUAAGGAGAUCUCUAACAGUCGAUGAUGAAGAAGAUUUGAGUUGGGAUGUUGAUGAAGAAGAAGAAGCUGAUUUGCCUGAAAUUGAAAAGAAACAGAGUUCUAAUAAUGAAUCUAUAACUGUGAGUUCUAAUGUUGCUGAGUCAGUGCAAAAUCCAGAUGAAGAUGGUGUUGAUGAAUCUAAAAAUAAAAGUUCUGAUGUUGUCAAUGAGGAUGAGGAGAAGAAGACCAUUGUUGCUGAUGUUAGCAAAAACAGUGAGGAGCCAAAACAGAGUGGUGAACAUGUGUCUGAUGAGAAAGUUAGUCAAAAUCUUAAUGCUGGUAAAUAUGAUGAUGUAACUGAGGAAGAUCUCGAGUGGGAUGAGAUUGGGGAUGUUGGGGACAACGAUGAAAAGGAAAUCUUGCAAGGCAACACCCCUAAGAAAGCUGAUGUGUUUAAGCAGUUGAAUAGUAAUAGUGGUGAAAACGAUGAGGAUUUGAAUUGGGAUAUAGAAGACGAUGAUGAACCACCUGUGAAAGCUGGUAAUAGUAAGUAG
Messenger RNA from Lactuca virosa, 1302 nucleotides. The record is from the annotation of a GenBank genome assembly. NCBI's taxonomy places the organism in Eukaryota, Viridiplantae, Streptophyta, Magnoliopsida, Asterales, Asteraceae.